UUCAAGGGGAGGGAACUAUACAGACUUUAUUAUAAAAACAUGAAGUUACAAAGAAGAAGACCCACUCAUGACCGUCCACCAACCACAUCUAGCAGGCAGGAUGGCCGGCAAACAUGCAAAUGAUGGGCCAACAAAGCUGAGGAUUAUCCUCGUUGGAAAGACCGGCGGUGGGAAGACUUCAACCAUCAACACGUUCCUGGGUAAACCUGCUGUGAAAAAGAAGAAGCCCCUUCUCUCAGAUACAACACCGUGCAAGUCGGAGACGGCACAGUUUGGAGACCAAGACCUGGUUUUAGUUGAUACUCCUGGUCUUUGCCACACCAAGUUUACAAAAGAGGAAGUGCUGAGCAAGAUCACUGCAUCCACCUUUGAGGCUGAUCAGGGUCCUCAUGUGUUCCUGUAUGUGCAAAAAUGGGAGGGAGAUAACACACAAGACGAGAAACGAGUGGAAGUCCUGAAGAAGAUGUUUGGCGACGCGUCGGUGCCUUACUUUUUCCUCUUGAUGACUCAUGUAGACGGAGCUGAGGAUGAGGAUGAGAUAACAAAGUUUACUCAGAGAGUUGGUUUUAAAACAGAGAACUACUGUGUCAUUAACAACAAAGGUGAAAAAGACCAGAAAACUGAAACAGUAAAGGAGCUGGUGGACAAAAUCAAUCAGGUGGUGCAAACUAACAAGGCAGAGGGCAAAGAAUAUUACACCAAGGAAAUGUUGGAAGAACAUAAGAACAGGCUGAAACCAACAAAGCCGGUCAGUGCUGCAAACAGGGAACUGAGCUCUGUGGUGGAGGGCUUGUUAGCUCCUGUGCUGGGUGAAGAACUGACUCUGUCUGUGCUUAAAUAUAACUCCUCACUGUCGAAGGAGUUUGAUAAGUGGCUCUGACUGUAGCAGUGCAACAGCCACUUACAACAUCCAGCAGCUCACCAUGAAAAGGAUCAGGGAAAUAAAUGACAG
Molecule: messenger RNA, 952 nt
Organism: Oreochromis niloticus (Nile tilapia)
Lineage: Eukaryota; Metazoa; Chordata; Actinopteri; Cichliformes; Cichlidae
Product: GTPase IMAP family member 4
Exons: 2
Coding region: 68-880 (270 amino acids)
Molecular function (GO): GTP binding
Source: RefSeq, a predicted model, not a curated record